Neohortaea acidophila is the source of this 1009-nucleotide messenger RNA. Its product is annotated as glutathione S-transferase. The record is from RefSeq and is a predicted model, not a curated record. NCBI's taxonomy places the organism in Eukaryota, Fungi, Ascomycota, Dothideomycetes, Mycosphaerellales, Teratosphaeriaceae. The coding region runs from base 201 to 920 and encodes 239 amino acids. The transcript is spliced from 2 exons.
CGAGUCGCGCCUCUCGUCCCCACGGCGCGUGUGGACAGAUUUCGGCGCAAAAGGGCGAUGGGAUGCACCCCGCAAUGUCCACGGUGAUCGUGGUGCCCAACAUCGCCUGUGUAUAAAGCUGUACUCCUCUCGCGGACGUGGCGAAGUGAGUUCCAGAUCAUCCCCCUCCAUCCUCGUUCAAACUACUCCUGUAAAUCAACAUGGUUCUUACAAUCUACGGCUACGUACCCGCCUGGGGUCUCCCUGACAUCAGCCCUUACGUGACAAAGGCUGUAUUCUUCAUGAAGAUCGCCGGAAUCGAAUUCAAAUACCAACCUGAGAACCUCGCUGAACUCGACACGAACUCCCCGUAUGGCAAGCUGCCAUACAUUGUCGACGACGACGGAACCAAGGUUGGCGACUCGAAUGAAAUCAUUCGGUAUCUCGAGAAGACGCGCAACAUCAACCUGGACGAGGGCUUGUCAAAUGCCGAGCUGGCCGUCAAUCUCAGUUUCGAGCGCAUGCUCGCCGAGUUCACCUACUGGACAGGCGUCAUCCAGCCGCGUUGGCGAGAAGACGCGGGAUGGGAAACGUAUAUCCCAUACAUUGUCCAGGGCGCCGAAGUCACCCCUCCCCUUCGCGAAGCCCUCGACGCCUUUCGCGAACGCAUUCUAUCUCAAUUCGUCGGAACAGGCAUGGGUCGUCGACCCGCGAAGACCGUUCUGGCGUUGUAUCAAGAGGACAUCGAUGCCAUUUCCUUCUAUCUCGCAGAUAAGAAAUAUUUCAGCGGGGACAAGGUGCGUACGGUCGAUGCUAUGGUGUAUGCCAUGUUGAGACACUUUGUCGACCAGCCGCAGAAGUGGUUGGGUACGGGGUAUGUGGAGAGCAAGCAGAAUCUGAAGAACUAUCUCGAGCGAAUGCGGGCGGAAUUUGACAUGUAGAUGGCGAUCUACGGUCGAAACGCUUGGAAUGAAAACGCACCGCGGUUUGGUUGAUAGUAUCUCGCCAUUGCUUCUCAUCCCUGUCCUUU